Molecule: messenger RNA, 1020 nt
Organism: Anopheles marshallii
Lineage: Eukaryota; Metazoa; Arthropoda; Insecta; Diptera; Culicidae
Product: 17-beta-hydroxysteroid dehydrogenase 13-like
Exons: 5
Coding region: 1-1020 (339 amino acids)
Cellular component (GO): lipid droplet
Molecular function (GO): oxidoreductase activity, acting on the CH-OH group of donors, NAD or NADP as acceptor
Source: RefSeq, a predicted model, not a curated record
AUGACUACCGAAGUGCCUUAUUUCACGAACGCAGAGAAUGGAUACGUGCCAGCAAAGUUGGCCCACCACAGUACCCGUACCCAGCCGUUGAGGUUGCUGCGUUUCAUCGUAAACCAUGUCAUACCCGACACGGUAAAGUUCCUGUUGCAGUUAAUUCCACUGAUUCUGAGCGGUGUUGUUGGGCUGGUGCUGCCGACCAAGAGGAAAUCCAUCCACGGCCACACGGCCCUCGUUACCGGCGGUGCAAAUGGUUUGGGACGGGCGCUGUGUCUUCGAUUGGCCCAGGAAGGGUGUCAUGUGGCCGUAGUCGAUAUUGACCAGGUCGGAGCGCAACGGACCGUUGAAGAUGUGCGCAAGCUUGGCGUUAAAGCGGACGCUUUCUUAGCCGAUAUUGCGAACUACGAAGCGGUAGAACGGUUACGGCUGGAGGUAGAAACGAAACUGGGUCCGGUCGAUGUGCUGGUCAAUAAUGCCGGUCUGCUGGCAGUGCUUUCACUCAGCGAGGGUAAAGCCACCGAUCUGGAACGCAUCAUUAAUGUUAAUCUGCUCUCACACUUCUGGACAAUACGCGCAUUCAUGCCUGGCAUGAUCACUAGACACGGUGGUCAUAUCGUUGGAAUAGCUUCGAUCGCGGCUUACUUCCCGGUGGGACGCUUCAUUCCAUAUACAGUAUCCAAGUACGCCGUCCGGGCCCUGAUGGAAUCUCUCAACAGUGAGCUGAGGAUGGAUGGUUUGCAGAACUCGAUACAUACGACCUGCGUCUAUCCGGCCUUGAUUGCCACACGCCAACAGUUUAUGGAUAUGCUCGACAAGCUCAACUUCCUGAAACGAUUCUACGUUUUUACACCGGAACAGGUAGCGGAGCAAGUUAUCCGAGGAAUCCUCACCAAUAAAAGGGAAGUGUUUGUCCCAAACAUCAUGGCACUGUUUAGCAAACAGUUCGAAUGUUUACCGGCAAGCCUAAGGCACCUGUUGGUGUCCUGCGUUAUGAGAGGCAAAAUACCGAAGCUAACGACUUGA